Molecule: messenger RNA, 1404 nt
Organism: Lolium rigidum
Lineage: Eukaryota; Viridiplantae; Streptophyta; Magnoliopsida; Poales; Poaceae
Product: probable hexosyltransferase MUCI70
Exons: 4
Coding region: 1-1404 (467 amino acids)
Source: RefSeq, a predicted model, not a curated record
AUGGGGUGGGUGCGCGUGCGGAGGCCUCCGCUGCUGCAGUCGAAGCUGCUCUGCGUCUCCCUCCUCUACCUCCUCACCACCCUCCCGCUCGCGCUCUACGUCUCCUUCUCCGACCCCUCCUCCCGCUGCCUCCCCCUCCUCCUCAUCCCUUCCACCCGAUCAUCCUCCGCCGCCACGACGCUCUUCCAUUACCCGCGCGACUACGGCGAGCACAAGCACGCCCUCCCCACCCCGCGCAGGCUCUGCUCCGACCCCGCCGUUUUCUCAGACUACAAGACUGUUUUGGAAGAGAUCAAUGGCCUCCGCCGCAACCUCACAGUGCCACCCCGUGCAUUCCCUCCGUUGCGGUACCAGAACGGCAGGAGGGACACGUUUGCGGGGAAUUUGUCCACCGAGGAAAGGAUAUCGUUCUUCACUCACACUGACGGCGCAGUGGAAAUCCCCUGCGGAUUCCUCAAAGACUUCCCCAUCGCACAAGCCGACAGGUUGGCCAUGGAGAGCUGCAGAGGCGUGGUGGUCGCCUCGGCGAUCUUGAAUGACCACGACAAGAUCCGGCAGCCCAAGGGGCUCGGUUCCCAGACGCUCAAGACAACAUGCUUCUUCUUGUUCAUCGACGACCGUACCCACAGUGCCCUCGCAAGCCAUGGCAUCCUGAAAGACGACAAAGGGCAUGGCGCGCCGGCCAUCACGGCCGUUGGCGCGUGGCGCGUGGUGAGGCUUCGUCAGGAGCAGCUCCCCUACGAGAGCCCCGCCAUGAACGGCGUGGUGGUGAAGCACCUGCUGCACAGGCUGUUCCCGAACGCCAGGUUCAGCGUGUGGGUGGACGGGAAGAUGCAGCUCACGGUGGACCCGCUGCUGCUGGUGCACGCCCUCCUCGUUGGCGAGGGCGCAGACAUGGCCAUCUCCAAGCACCCGUUCAACCUCCACGCCAUGGAGGAGGCGAUCGCGACGGCGCGGUGGCACAAGUGGGGCGACGUGGACUGCGUCAGGGCGCAGAUGGAGACAUACUGCAGCAACGGGCUGCAGCCAUGGUCCACCAGCAAGCUCCCAUAUCCUUCAGAUGUGCCGGACACGGCGAUCAUCAUCAGGAGGCACGGCUCGGCCAGCGACCUCUUCUCUUGCCUGCUGUUUAACGAGCUGGAGGCGUUCAGCCCGCGCGACCAGCUCGCCUUCGCCUACGUCCGGGACCAGAUGAGCCCCAAGGUGAGCAUCAACAUGUUCGAGGUGGAGGUGUUGGAGCACAUCGCCGUGGAGUACCGGCACAACCUGAAGCGUGACAGCGCCAGAAGCGGCAGGGGAGGAGGGAUGAAGCAGGAGGUCACCAGGAUGGCGUCCUCGCGAGACAUCGCCGGGAGCAGCUGCGAGAAGUACCUCAUGAAGAUGUGGGGGGAGCCUUCUGAAUAA